Dermacentor andersoni is the source of this 558-nucleotide messenger RNA. Lineage: Eukaryota; Metazoa; Arthropoda; Arachnida; Ixodida; Ixodidae. The record is from RefSeq and is a predicted model, not a curated record.
AUGGCCGGAAUUCCGAUCGCCGACACUGAGUUGCUGAUCGCUGCUGUUGAGCAGCGGCCAGCUUUAUGGAUGGCCCGGCACCGAGACCACAAGAACAAAUUUGUGAAAGCAGCCCUGUGGCGUGAAGUAGCGGCCGCCGUCAUGCCCGUUGGUGUGGGCAUUGAAGAAGGCGUUGAACUUGUCCAGAAACGAUGGAAGUCGCUACGGGACAAGUUUCGCCGCCUCUUCUUUGCCCACAAGGAUCAGCUCAGAAGUGGCGCCAGUCAAGAAGAUGCAGAAUCGUCUGAAAGUUCAUGGCCCUUUUUUGACGUUCUGCUGUUCUUGAAGGACACAAUGCAGACAAGGGACGUCGGGAAAUUACACGUCAUAUCAAACGAGCCAGUGCAUAAGUCCUGGAAGCCAGUCGGCGAGCACUGGAAGCCAGGCAGUGAGCCCAGCAAGCCAGGCACCAAGGCCUGCAAGCCAUCGGCCGAGCCCUGCAAGCCAGCCAGUAAGCCCUGCAAGCCAGCCAGUAAGCCCUGCAAGCCAGCCAGUGAGGCCAGCAAGCCCAACUGCUAG